Molecule: messenger RNA, 312 nt
Organism: Rhizopus microsporus ATCC 52813
Lineage: Eukaryota; Fungi; Mucoromycota; Mucoromycetes; Mucorales; Rhizopodaceae
Exons: 1
Coding region: 1-312 (103 amino acids)
Source: RefSeq, a predicted model, not a curated record
AUGUGGAUUGACGUCACAUGCACGAUCAACGAGCAACUUGUCCCCAAGCAAGAAAGCAAAAGGCCUGUUUGCAAUCCUGAUGAAAGAGUUGAAAGCUUUGCAAUUAAGACUUCCUUACCUAAUGUUUGUAACAAUCGACAACUUGUGCAGCAUAUCAAAAAUCUAGCAGAUCAUACCACCAAAAAUUUGUUUGUGGGGUCCUUCUUUGCCAAUUUCGUCUUCAUCAAACUGCUUGAUGAUGGUCAGGCUAUUCCAAUUAUUGAACAAAGUUUAUUCACAAAUAUAUUUGCGGCAAUGACUGGAAAUGGAUAG